UCACUGAAUGAACGAUAAGGCUAUAUAUGAUAGAGGGGAGAUGUUUCGCGGCAAAACGUUUUGCGUCGCGUUCUUUAGUACUCGCGUGUGCCGUGACAUGCAGUGAGUGGACUUGUACUGAACAUGAGGCUGUCACUGCACAUCGCGGUGGUGGUACUGUCACUGUACCACACCUGCAAGGCCGAUAGGCCUGUCCGUGCCAUACCGAACCCUAGCCAGAAGUAUGCAGUGCUUGGGGAACCGAUCGAUGCAAAUUUAGAUGAAGAUGGCUACUUUUAUCCAAAGCCGAAAAUACCGUUUCCUCCACCGACAAGACCUCCUACACCACCUUCAAAACCACCACCAGUAAACCCAGAAACAGACGGAUAUUUUUAUGAAAAGCCGCGUAUACCAUUCCCACCCCCUCCACAGCCACCAAGAACUCCUCCACCACCGCCACCACAACCACCGAGAACCCCUCCACCUCCACCUCCGCAACCUCCACGAAUACCGCCAACACCCCAACCACCACGAUUUCCUCCAUAUCAACCACCAAGGAUACCACAACCACCCCCGCAGCCGCCACGGUUUCCACCAUAUCAGCCACCAAGGAUCCCUGAACCAUCAAAUAAUGGGUAUAAAUACAAUACGCCACGGAUACCAUUUCCAGUAUCAACAACAACAACAAAACCUGUAACCUAUCCUCCUCCUACUCCACCUUCAACAUAUCUUCCACCUACAAGACCUCCACCUCCACCAACUACUAGGCCUCCUCCACCUCCCCCUCCCCCAACGACUAGGCCACCUCCACCUCCUCCCCCACCCACUACAAGAGCCCCUCCUCUCACAAGACCACCUUCACCUCCAUCACCCAAAACUCAGACAACUGGUUACAAUUAUCCCAAACCAACAGUCCCAUUUACAUUCCCUACAAAAGCACCGCCUACACGUCCUCCACCACCACCAACUGCACCAACUUAUUUACCUCCUACGCAGAGGCCACCACCACCCAGCCCACCAUCGACGUACCUACCCCCUACCAGACCUCCACCUCCUCCUCCUCCUCCUACGAGACCUCCUCCACCUCCAACAACCAGACCCCCACCUCCUCCACCCCCUCCAACAACCAGACCACCUCCCCCUCCCCCACCUCCAACAACCAGACCGCCAACACCUCCUCCGACUAGACCUCCUCCUUCACCUUCACCAAAAACACAAACAACUGGUUAUGAUUAUCCAAAACCAACCAUACCUUUUACGUUCCCAACUAGACCACCACCAACUAGACCUCCACCACCGCCCACACCACCGUCAACAUACUUACCACCGACAAGACCACCACCUCCUCCUACCCGACCGCCAACGAGAGCAACUCCACAACCUACUCGUCGGCCUCCACCACCAAGUCCUCCGUCAACAUACUUGCCACCAACUCCACCAAGCACUAGACCCCCUCCACCGCCACCUCCUCCAACGACAAGGCGACCUCUUCCCCCACCUACGACAAGACGACCUCCUCCCCCAAUAACACCUAAGACACAAACCACUGGUUAUGCUUAUCCCCGACCAACAAUUCCUUUCACAUUCCCUACCAGAGCACCGACCACACGUCCUCCGCCUCCACCUAGUCCACCAACUUAUUUACCUCCCACUCAACGCCCUCCACCACCUAGUCCGCCAUCCACAUAUUUACCUCCUACUACUAGACUCCCACCUCCACCAACUACUAGACCUCCUCCACCUCCUACGACUACCAGAAAGCCCCCGCCACCACCACCGCCACCAACUACAACACUCAGACCAGUUACUUACUUACCUCCGAGUCCUUCAACAUAUUUACCACCGCCUAGACCGACCCAACCCCCAACUAGACCACCUCCCCAACCAACGCCUCCCCCGACAAGACCCACAUUUAGGACUACGGGCUACGAAUAUCCAAAUCCCAAAGUUCCCUUUACAUUACCCACCCAACCAACGUACUUGCCACCAUCGCGCCCUACUAGACCUCCUCUACCUCCCUCUCCACCACCGACGAGAACUCCCCCUCCCCCUACACCACCAAGGACCAGACCUCCACCCACAAGACCCCCUUCAACACCAGGCUACAUAUAUCCUCGUCCAUCCACUGCCUUCGUCCCCACAGGACCUACAUACAUUCCUCCUACAAGACAACCAUACUUCCCGGUUACCACAAAGGCCCCUUUCACCACCAGACCACCAUAUGUUCCCGAUGAAGGCUAUUACUACGAUCGACCGAGAGUACCAUUUGUAUUCUAAACUAGCAAAUAAUUAAUAAUUAAGAUGCCAUAAUAAUUGUGAUACCAAAAUAUUACUACCGCGACCUAUGUAUUAUAUUAGUUAAUUUCAUAUGUAUUUCAUUAAGGCUGAAAGGUAAACGCUAUUUAUUAUGUAUUACAAGUACGAAAAAACUUUUUCUUUUAUUAUUAUAUAUGUUCUCGAUGUUUAAUACCAAUACUUUGAUCAUUCAAAAUUCUAGUGAUAUUAGUAUUUGUGAAUGUUUUCAGUAUUUUUUAUAUUUUAAACGAAUAUUAUAAUUAAUUUUAAUGAUCUUAAUACUCAAAGGGAAAUUUCUAAACACUGCCAACUAAUUAAUACUUUAAGAUUGUAAAAAUAUUUUUAAUAAAAACCUGAAAUUUG
This is a messenger RNA of Pieris rapae (cabbage white), 2637 nucleotides long. RefSeq names its product proline-rich extensin-like protein EPR1. The record is from RefSeq and is a predicted model, not a curated record. Lineage: Eukaryota; Metazoa; Arthropoda; Insecta; Lepidoptera; Pieridae. The transcript has 2 exons. Bases 124 to 2256 code for a protein of 710 amino acids.